CACGCUAGCCCCAGUUUAGCGUUAGUGGUCGUGCAUAUUUCCCCCAAUAUUUGCCGAAACCCCAUCCGUUCACUUCCAUCCUUUCCACUCCUUCUCUCUCUCUUUUCCUCUUCUCUUCAAUCACCAGUCUCGUGGGGACCUUCGACAGGAUAUCUCCUCCACCAGGAUCUCCACUGUUUCAGACCAUUCCGUCCGCCCGUCAUUUAGUGUCAUUUCCUUGUUGUUUCGUCUUCAUUCUUCUUCUACGUUCAUUCAGACUUGCCUACUGUAUAUAUAUACACGAAUUCCUAUCACUUUACGACUUUCCUCCCUCUAAAUAUCUUGUGAAACAACAAAGCCUUGCCCUGGAUAUAGUUGUGCCGGGUCGCCUAUAUCAGUUCCACCCCUCGCCUGUGUUUAUCGCGAACGCAUAUAUUUCGCCACGAGACAACCCCCGGUUCGAUUAACGAAACGUUCGAAGAUCAUACUGGAUAUCAUCGAGACAGAUUGCAAAGUCGGGCAUGACUGAAUAUGGCUUCAAGUGUUGUCGCCCACUGCCGCUUGAGAGAUAAAAACAAUCGAGUGGAAGUUGAACUCCUUUGAUCGUGAGAAAGGAUUGCGCCAUCCGGACGUCAUGGGCGACUCACUGUCGCAGGUGCCCGAGGGCCUCGUUGGUGGUUAUCAAGGAGGCCUUGCGGUGAAAAUCUUGAUGGUCGUCUUUAGCUCAAUCGCUCUGUAUAACGCCAUCGAGCUCAUCAUUCUAAUUUUCCUCGUCUUCAAUCAGUAUGCAGGACUGUACUUCUGGGCGAUGCUGUUGUCCAAUGUGCUCGGUGUCAUCCCACAUGCCGUCGGCUUUUUGCUAGAAUUUUUCGCGAAAGGACCAUUGUGGUUUGCGGUCACCCUCGCCACAAUCGGUUUCUAUUUCAUGGUUCCCGGGCAGUCGAUCGUCCUUUAUUCUCGGCUUCACUUGGUCGUGCAGAAUCUCAAGGUUCUUCGGCAAGUUCGGUACAUGAUCAUCUUUAACACCAUCGUUUUGCUGAUUCCAACAACCAUCCUGACCUACUGCACUAUCUAUGUGCGCACCGAACCGAUAAUCCGCGGUUACAAUGUGAUGGAAAGGAUGCAAUUGGCUUGGUUCUGUGCACAGGAGAUCUUGAUCUCUUGCAUAUAUAUCUGGGAGACGAUCAACCUUCUGCGGCUGCGGCCGGACAAAGAUCCCACCCGGAAGAAGAUCAUGUAUGAGUUGAUUACAAUCAACGUGAUCAUCGUGCUCCUAGAUGUGGCACUGCUGGUGUUGGAAUACGUCGGGUUUUACGCUCUUCAGACCACACUUAAAGCUGCAGUCUACAGCGUCAAGCUGAAGUUGGAAUUCGCCGUGUUGCGAAAGCUCGUCUUGCUCGUCAAUACUCGCCCCUCUGACACCAGUUCCACCGACCACGAAGAAUAUCCUAAUUUCGUGAAUCCGGAGCAACUGACGGGUGACAUUACGCAUGCGGCGCCCGUUCGCGCCCGGACUCGUUCUCGGUAUCCAUGGAGUGCCAUCUCAAUGGACAGCUUGGACCGGUCAGAGCGCCGAGGAUAUUCUUCUGAGACCACACGCCCGCCGUAACUCCACCUCCAUUCUAGUUUCUAUAUAUCAUAUCCAUACACUCUUUGCCCGCCGAAAACACUUGGAACAUACCGAGCGGGCUGAAAGACGGCUCAUCCGAACCGGGGAAAUAGCAUUUCUCCCGCGUGCGGCUCAGCGAGGCAUUUGCCGAGGCUGCAUAAGGACGGAUGACGGCCUUGUCAGGGUGCAGAUUCCCCGGUCACCACAGUAUCGGGCCAGUAGCAUAACGCUUCCCCAGCGGC
This is a messenger RNA of Aspergillus pseudotamarii, 1830 nucleotides long. RefSeq lists its product as uncharacterized. The transcript has a single exon. The coding region runs from base 614 to 1588 and encodes 324 amino acids. The record is from RefSeq and is a predicted model, not a curated record. NCBI's taxonomy places the organism in Eukaryota, Fungi, Ascomycota, Eurotiomycetes, Eurotiales, Aspergillaceae.